AUGGGCAAUGAAUACAAUCGUUUCCACCACCACCAAAGACUGCAUCUCCAUUCAAGAACUACAUUCUUGCCCAUUUUAUGUUCAAGAACUUCCAUGAAAGAUGUGGCAAUACUUCCGAAAUGGGAAGAUCGCUCGGUGUCCUCAGACGAUCCUUUGUCCCCAAAAAUCGGUUGCAUGGGCCAGGUCAAGAGGAACAACAGAGUAGUUGGCUUCCCUAGCUCUCAAAAACUCACUCUCACCACCAAACAUAAUGCUAACGGCAGCAGCAGCAGCAGUAGCGACGACUCUGUCAAGUACUCCAAGCUCAAGAAACUCUUCUCUUGUAAGAACCUUGCCGCAACCACCGCCGCCGCCACUAUCGUCACCGCCCCGGCCACCACUGUAAGAUGUCGAAGCCGGAGACGAGUGAACAUGAGUGGUGCAAGCGGGCUCAAGAGUAAUCAUAGUAGUGAGAAAUGUGUUUCUAUUAGCAUCGUUGAUUUGGAUCCUCCAUUACCGGUGAUCAAGCGGGUGCAAAAGCCUCAAGGAGAGGAAGUGGACAAUCUUUGGAAGAGGAGAUCUGGUGGGGUAGCACUGAAAACUCUCCAGCUUCGACAGAUUCAUCAUCCUAAGCGUCAUCUUCAACCUACCACUGUUUGA
Messenger RNA from Juglans regia (Persian walnut), 639 nucleotides. RefSeq lists its product as uncharacterized. The coding region runs from base 1 to 639 and encodes 212 amino acids. Lineage: Eukaryota; Viridiplantae; Streptophyta; Magnoliopsida; Fagales; Juglandaceae. The transcript has a single exon. The record is from RefSeq and is a predicted model, not a curated record.